AAACAGCCCCUAAAAACGUUGCUCUUCUCUUCCUCUACCACCAUUCUUCCCCAACCAACUCCCGUCUUCCACCUUCGUUCUCUCUGUAAAUCCCUAACAAAAAUGAUGAAAACAUAGAAACAGAAUCACGAAAUCAUACACGUUUAUAUAAACAAACCAUAGAAACACUUGAAGAAGAUCCAUACUGCUGAUCACAGAGCUGAUAAAUCAUCAAAUUUUGCAUGUCCGCGUUGCAUGAUGUCUAAUAAUGCAUGAUCUCUCAUUCUAUUUAGUUUCGCCUCAAAGGAAAAUCUCACUCUCUUAUGUAUAUGUUGACGAUUGCAAACUUGAAAUCCAUCAUCCUAUAUACAGAGGGUGUUGGUAACAGCAAUGAACAUCAUAAUCCAUUUCUUAUGCCUGGGGAUUGUGGUUUCAUGUAUUAUAACCAAUGUACACGCGAUAAAUGGAAGCCAAGGAGAUACAUACUCUUUCGUAUUGGGUUGUGGAGCCAAAAGCAACGCCAGCGAUCCAGACGGCAGAAUUUGGAUUCCAGACACAAAUUUCCUCAGAUCUUCUUCUCCGAAUGAUACGAUGACCGCCAUAGCAGAAUACCAGGAUCCUUCUUUGUCCUCCACUGUCCCUUACAUGACUGCGAGAAUCCUCAAGGUGGAAUCCACAUACUCCUUCCCUAUUUCUCCAGACUCUCGCCAUUGGAUCAGGCUUCAUUUCUAUCCAUCUUCUUACCAAAACUUCAACUGUUCCAAUUCCUUCUUCUCCGUUAAAAUAGGUAGGUUCACUCUGCUCAGUAAUUUCAGUGCCUCGAUCACCGCCCAGGCGUUAACUCAAGCUUAUAUAAUCAGGGAAUUCACCUUUCCUCCUCUAGGGUUUAGUGUCCUUAACCUCACUUUCACCCCUUCAACAGAUUAUAAUGGCUCCUUCGCGUUCGUCAAUGGCAUUGAGCUAAUUCCGAUGCCGGAUAUUUUCAAAUCCGCGUCUCGGGUUGGGCUGCUUCAGGACUCUGUUGAUACGACAUCGUUCUGGAUGCAGUCAAUGUACAGGCUGAAUGUUGGCGGUCAGUUCAUCUCUUCCAGCCAAGAUUCCGGGUUGACCAGAACUUGGUACGACGAUUCGCCUUACUUGUUUGGGGCGGCGUUUGGGGUCACCAGUAAGGCUAACAAGAGCGUGAGAAUUGAGUACUCGUCAGAUUACCCCAAUUACAUUGCUCCUUUGGAUGUUUACGAAUCUUCUAGGUCGAUGGGGCCUUCUGCAGAUGUUAAUAUACACUAUAAUCUUACUUGGGUUUUCCGGAUAGACGGGAACUUCAGUUAUCUGGUAAGGAUGCAUUUCUGUGAGUAUCAGCUGAGCAAACCAAAUCAGAGGGUAUUUUAUAUUUACAUCAAUAACCAGACGGCGGUUGCAGGGGCUGAUGUGAUUGGGUGGGGAGGAGGGCAGGGUGUUCCAAUCCACAAGGAUUUCGUGAUCUAUGCAAAAGAUAGAGACGAAGGUGACGAUGAAGACUAUGAGCUUUGGGUGGCUUUGCAUCCCAAUGGAGACUCAAAGCCCCAAUUCUUUGACGCAAUCCUCAAUGGGUUAGAGAUUUUCAAAUUGAACGACUCUAGGGCAACCCUGGCAGGUCCAAAUCCGGUUCCGCCACCACCAGUUCCAGAUCCGAAUUCGCCUAAAUCCCGAUCUUUCACGAAUUCAGACACUAGUCAGCGGGGGAUAAUAGUUGGGUCGGUCCUUGGCGUGGCCAUGGGUUUUGGGGCAGUACUAUGUUUUGUUGCUUUGCAGAGGCGGGAAACAACAGAUAGUGGUAGAGGGGAAUCAAGCCGCAGAGGUUGGCUGCCAGUGUACGGAAGCUCAAGAUCAACCGAAACAACUACAAUUUCUGCCAAAAGCAGCUGCAGCAGCAGGAUUUCUAAUCUUAGUGGACUGACCAGGCACUUCAGUCUGGUGGAGAUCAAAGCCGCCACUAAUGAUUUCAGUGACUCGUUGGUCAUUGGGGUGGGAGGAUUUGGUAAGGUAUACAAAGGGGAGAUCGACGGAGGAAGCACAAAGGUAGCGAUAAAGAGAUCGAACCCAUCUUCUCAACAAGGAAUUCACGAGUUCCAAACAGAAAUUGAUUUGCUUUCCAAGCUUAGACACAGGCACUUGGUGUCUCUGAUCGGGGCAUGCGGGGAAUGCGAUGAGAUGAUAUUGGUGUACGAUUACAUGGCGAAUGGGACCUUAAGAGAACACUUGUACAAACACAAUAAUCCUCCAUUGUCAUGGAAACAGAGACUGGAGAUAUGCAUUGGUGCUGCCAGAGGACUCCACUACCUUCACACCGGUGCAAGGUAUACCAUCAUCCACAGGGAUGUGAAGACUACAAACAUCCUUUUGGAUGAUAGGUGGGUGGCAAAGGUGUCAGAUUUUGGGCUUUCGAAAACAGGCCCUGCCCUGAACCAAACACACGUGAGCACAAUGGUAAAGGGAAGCUUUGGAUACCUGGAUCCCGAGUACUUCAGGAGACAGAAACUGACUGAUAAAUCCGAUGUGUACUCGUUCGGAGUGGUCUUGUUUGAAGUAUUAUGCGCAAGGGCAGCCCUUGACACCGGGCUACCCAAAGAGCAAGUUAGUCUAGCAGAAUGGGCCUUACAAUGUCAUCAAUGGGGCAAAAUCGAUAGCCUAGUUGAUCCACACAUCAGAGGGGAGAUAACACCGGAAUGUCUAAAGAACUUUGUGGGGACGGCAUUGAAUUGCCUGUCCGAUCAGGGAAUCCACCGGCCAACUAUCGGCGCUGUUUUGUGGAACCUCGAACUCUCGCUGCAGUUGCAGACUAACCCGGAUUGUCCAAAAGUGUUGGCGGAACAGAAAGCCAACGAUGCUUACGUCAUGCAUGCAGGGUUGUUGAGCAUCGAAGAGGAGAACAGGGGAGGAAAUGAUGAGGAUGAGUCUCAAGAUGCAAUAUUCUCACAGAUUGUGAACCCUCAAGGAAGAUAGCUACUGCUGGAGUGCCGGUAAUAUUAUUUUGCCGAUGCUAUCAAUGUGUUUUUCAAGUUGGAAUUGUUGCUUCUCGGUAAAAGAAUGGACUUUGUCUCGUGUAUAUUGGUUGGAAAUUCUUCUAUUAAAAAAAUAGAACUAGAGGAAGACUCAAGCUCACUCAACUACAAAACACGUCCAUUUGCGCAAUGAAACAGAUCUAUUUAUAGCCUAAAAAGUAUAGAGCAGAGGAUGCACAAUCCAGUGAUUCACCAUCCAAAGAACCGUGCUCAAAUAUGCUUGUUCGACAUUCAUGACUUCUUUGUCAAAAAGGAGGCUGGGUUAUUUGCCACCGUGGCCCUCGAAUCCCUAUUCCAGGAAGUGCAUAGAAGAGUUAAAUUGCGAGAUGUGUAGCAGAGAUAGGUAGCUAGGCGUGAAGCAGGCCGGUAAGAGUGCUUCCUAGUUAAGCUACUAGCUACUUGUUAUUCAUUACUUAUUAUUCUAUUAUUACGUACAUAUUAUACAUUACCCAAUUUUGUAUAGGUUGUGAUGGAUAAAUCAAAGAUUAAUUAGCUGAAGAAUGAUAAGAGUUUCGUGUGACACGUACAGAGAAUCAACUUAUGUCAUUCUUGAAACACACGGAGUAUAAACAAGCAAGAACUAGAAUCCUUUUAAAUAAUAAGUUUUAAA
This is a messenger RNA of Cuscuta europaea, 3630 nucleotides long. Lineage: Eukaryota; Viridiplantae; Streptophyta; Magnoliopsida; Solanales; Convolvulaceae. The record is from the annotation of a GenBank genome assembly.